Plodia interpunctella (Indianmeal moth) is the source of this 4835-nucleotide messenger RNA. RefSeq lists its product as uncharacterized. Gene Ontology annotation, molecular function: small GTPase binding. The transcript has 4 exons. NCBI's taxonomy places the organism in Eukaryota, Metazoa, Arthropoda, Insecta, Lepidoptera, Pyralidae. The record is from RefSeq and is a predicted model, not a curated record. Bases 239 to 1228 code for a protein of 329 amino acids. Gene Ontology annotation, biological process: regulation of actin filament polymerization.
GACAGUUCUACGUCUGCCGUAGUCGGGAAGGUGCUGUUUUUUGUGAGUGAAUUAUUUUGUUGGGCGUAUUUUAUAAUCUAUAUCUUUUCAAAAAUAUAUAAAAUUUGUGCGUGUUCCUGACUUUAUUUCAUAGACGUACAUAAAAGAACAUUAUACCGUAUAUUUCAUUCAGACUAUCCCAGGCAAUGCAGUGUGUGCUAUCGAUAAGUUUAGAAUAAUCUUGGUAUAAAUAUUAAAAAUGGGUAAAUUGCUGAGUCUUUUAGCCCGCGACGAUUCGAACUGUUGUUCUUCCCCUCGUUACGAUAUAUUCCUGGACUUUGAGAAUGCAGCACCGACGGAUACAGAGCGCGAGAUUUACGAGGAAGUGCAGAGGGUAUUAUUGGAUUCGGAAAGGAUAUUAGAAGAGAUUCAGUGUUAUAAAGGAGCAGGGAAGGAGAUAAGGGAGGCUAUAACGGAUCCGUCGGGGAUUCCUCAGGAGCGUGCUUGGCGCGCAGUGAAGCCUCUGGUUGACAAGCUACUGAGGUGCUACAACCACUCCCUUCAGCUGCAAAGAGUGGUACCCCGUCUGCUGGGUUCGUUGGUGGGAGGCUCCAUGAGCCCCACACAGCAUCUGGAGCAGCAGCAAGCCCUGGUGAAACAGUUCGCGGAGAUCCUCGAAUUCGUUCUCAAAUUCGAUGAAUACAAAAUGAAAACGCCCGCGAUACAAAACGACUUCAGCUACUACCGGCGUAGCGUCUCCCGAGGAGGGUUAAUCAACGCUGAUCUCCCUUCAGGAGAGGAGCCUCACAUCAGCGCAGAGGUGGCGAACAGAAUGUCCCUCUUCUACGCCCAGGCCACGCCGAUGUUGAAGGUCCUGUCAGAAGCGACCAGUCAGUUUGUGAACGACAAUCAGCAAGACCUGGAGAAUACCACGGAAACGCUCAGCACAAUGGCUAAGGUCUGCUUGAGGAUGUUGGAAAACCCAAAACUUGUCGCUCAAUUCAGUCGCGAGGAGACUUCACUUCUAGUUCUCCGCGUGAUGGUGGGCCUGAUCAUACUUUACGACUGGGUCCACCCAUCAGGCGCUUUCUGCCGCUCCUCCUCCGUUGACGUCAAGGGCUGUGUGAAGUUCCUCCAACAGCAGCCGCCAGCUAAAGCCGAACCACUCCUGAACGCUUUACGGUACACAACCAAACAUCUCAACCAUCAGUCGACGCCACGGAACAUAAAGACGCUGUUGGCCGCGUGAGGUCACCAUUCCAGCCUUGCAUGUUGCUGUGGGGAAUGAUUCGACAAUAAUUUGUGGGGAUUUCUCAGCGGCACGCUAUUGUUUGCAUCCUUGUUCCUUGCAGCACGAUCCGAAGAGUUUCACCGUUUACCUCAAUCGUUUAUAAAAAGAUAAAUAAUACUGGUUCGUUGUCCGUGUUUCCGCCUGCAAUAGAAACUAAAUAAAUUAAAAAUCAGGAAUGUAUUAUAUCCAUUAUUCCUUUUUUGACAUUGGCAUGAGGAAAAUCUAAACUUAGUCGCAUAAACAUCUAUAUUCAUGUAGCAUCACUAAUGACACUAUUAAAUAUGUAAAUUUCCGAUACAAUGUCCAUUUUAAUUAAACACUAAUUGGCAAAAAAUUGUAUAAACCUAAUUAUGUUCGUGAUUUAUUAUGCGGGAUUGCUGAAAACCAGUCAUAUUUAUCACUACGAAGACAUGUUUUCUACUCUUGAUAAGGAAGAAGAAACACGAAGAAUUAUCAAGUUUUAUUGUAUUUAAAAUAAUCACAGAUUGUGCAGUAAAAGAACUCAAACUAUGUGAAACUAUAAUGUAGUCUAUAUUAUUUUUUGUUGUAUGUAACAAUGAUUACUGAUUUUUAUAUAUAUCUCUGACGUUCUUUACACCAUAGACUAGGCUUGACGUUUGUCUUUUCCUGAAUAUUGACGAGUAUUAUUUACAAACUAGUCCUAAAUUAAUUGUAUCUUCGAACUUUACGUAAAACAUUGCUCAUAUUUCGAAAAAAAUAAUUAGAAUUAAAGAAAUUUUAGUAGUUAAGUCCCUUGUAGGCACACUUUAGAGACGUUUGUUCUAGCAUGCUUCAAAAGCAGCAGUAUUUGAGGAAUAUCCCCUACCCCACUCGUGCAAGGCUACUAUAGUCCUACGUCACUGCAGAAUUUAACUCACAGCAUGUAAGUUAACUUUUAAUCCCUUGUAAUAAGAAGCAUAUACUAGAUUCAGUAAAUAAUUAUUCGUAAACUAAUAUAAUGAAUACGAACUGCCUUGGAAUUAGAAAAUUGGUUACCACUUGUGCAAUAAAAUUGUAAAAAAAUAAAACCUAUUUUUACAAAACUAGCUUUAAAAAUGUCUAAAGUAUUUAAAACACGAAGUGUAACGUAAUUGCACAAUUCCCAGUAGUCAAAAAUACCAUAACAGAUCGAAAUCAUAAAACUAAUUGAUCGAAAUGCAUAAUAUUACUAAGAAGACUGAUUGGACGCAGUUCAGAUGUUCAAAUGUUUCAAUAACGUAUUCUGUAUGAGACGAAAGCUUAGAAUAUAUGCCUUAAUAUGCCUGAGGCGGGCGUUGAUGUGACAUGUCACACUGGAAACUAUUUGUAGGCUUUAUACAGUAAGAUAUGUUACCAGUGUCGACUGCCCUAAAUUAUGCCUUCUGUAAAAUGUUAGAUAAAACAUGUUUGUUAAACUUAUGCAUGCUCCACUGCCUUGAUGUUAACUACCUGUAAUUUUAAUGGAAUUUUAUAUGUGUUUCUAUUGACGAUUAUGUAUAAAUUUAUAUGUAAGAUUAAACAUGGGCUUUGCUAGGUCAAAAACAAAAAUGAAAUAAAUACAGAUACAUAUCUUUCACAUUUUUAAUUAUACUGAACCACUUAUAAAUGUUGAAUGUCUAUAAUCUGUCCUAGCAGGCAUACUGUUACAAGUCAUCUAUUACCUAGGAUAAAAUAUAGUGAUAAAUUUAUUUAGCCCAAAGUAAAUUAACGUUAAUUAUAUUUUUACAACCGUUUAACAGGUUCCGUUUUGAUUAAACAAUAUUUAUGUCUUUUACAUAUUUAAAUAUUAAUUACUAAAAGUUAUUUUAGCCGCUGUCGAGUUUCCGCUCAAAGACUCAUUUUUCUAUAAAUUUUUAGUAUUAAUUCUUGUUAUAUAAGAAUGCAUGUUAAUCUGUUACCAUUUUAUCUCUACCUGGAUGUAUUUAAAUUGUUCUUUAUAGCGAAUAAAUUUUGUUUACUCUAGGGCUCUUCUGCAGCCAUAUUUAUAGUCUAGAUUAACGAACAAUUUUUUAUUAUUGUUGUUGUCAAAUAACCACCAGAGCACAAACUUAUUUCUUGUAUAGUAUAGGUGUAAAAAAUAGUAUGAUGAAAGGUUAGGAUGCUUUAAAAUAGUUAAAAGUUCAGUUCAGACAGACCCCUCAAAUAAUAGUUGACCUUUGUAAAAUAUAAAUAAAUAGUCCAUUCUGUUUCACAGAAGUUAUGACAUAUUUCUGAACGACGACGUAACUGUGGGAUGCAGAUAUGAGGUUGAAUUAUAGAAAUAUAUUGUCUUUAUGGCCUCAGACGAAAGAUAAAUCUGUCCAUAAUACAAUGUAAACAAAUACAUUAUUGAGAAUGGCGUUAGACCGCGCAUCGACAAACUUCAAACAUACCGGCUUUACAGCCGAUGUUUCAGAGGCCUUAGUGUGUUUUUUUAUUAAAUAUUAACGUUAACAACACCAAACUAACGAUUGCUCAUUUAUCCCUAAUCUGGUCCAACAAUGCCGUGGCCACAGGCUAAAGUCAGCCAUUGGUUGGACAGCCAAUAGAAUGGGCAUUAGCUCACUUGGUGCACAAAUGCACCUCAACAAAAAUGCACUAUGGCCCAACAUCACAUUAAAUUUAUUUAGAAUUGAUGACGAAUCAAUGAUACGAAUGUUAAAACUUUGUUACCUUGCACAAACGGCACUCAUUGUUGAAAUAUCGCUUAUCUUAUGAUUGUUGCUUGUAAGUCGUAAAAUACUCUUGCUCGCUAUGAAUUGCAUUUAGAAUGGGAAUUGAUAAGUCAAAAUGAUUUUUUAUAAAUAGGUACUUGUCAUAUUUCCUACAAUAUUUUUUAAUAAAUUGUAAGUUUUCUAAAAUAAUUCCAUUUAGAUGAUUCCAGAAGUAACUCCAAGUUGAGUCUAAACAUAGUGUGAGCAUAUUAGUGUUAGCAAAGCGAAAUAAAUGCUUAUGAUUGUAGAAGUUUUAUUGGAUAUGAAUGAAGAAUAAAGGCUGUAACAGAUUUAUACACACCACCCACCCGGUAAAAUUAUAUUCAAUUCAAAUUUGAGCUUUAUAGCAUCAACAAAUUAACACACAACUCACUGUUACAGCUAUAAUAUAGAGUGUGUUAUGGUUAACACUAGUUUCAGAUUUUAUUCAAGUCGCCUAAAGGCAUCUGACAUGACUUUUACGACUUCCUACUGCCGUCUAAUGACUGUAACAGCUUUUAUGUUGUCAGUAUAAUGUGUGUCAACAGGAAAAACUAAAGCUCAUUUUUAAUUAACAUUAUUUUGUAAAGUGAAAAUAUACCUGCUAUGAUCUUCAUCCAUGGCGUUUCGGAUGUCUAAAUUAUAAAUAAGGAAUAUAAAAAGAUAUGGUAGAAAAAAGCAGCACAGAUUCUAUAAAGCAAUAACUGAUUCAUUUAACACAAAAAUAUUUAAUUUGUUGUCAAUUUAGCCAAAUAUUUAGCAAAUGCAAUUAGGUUUUGUUGAUCUUGAGUCUGUACUGUUUCUGUUAAUCAUUUAAUGUGGUUUCUGUGGUAAACCUAGUUUAAUUACGAUUUAUUUAUUGUAUAUAAUAAAAACACCAAAGUUAUAAGUAAUAUUAAUAAACUUUAAAUAGA